UUUUGGACGGAAAAAAAUCACGGAUAAUUUCCGUGGGCUUGACAGAUCCGAGUCUUCACACUGAUCGUGGAUGUUAUCUGUUCCUCCGAGCAAGCCGCAUUGGUUGAUUAGCGACUGGACGCAGUGCAAAGCGAGAGCUGCUAAAUGAAGCAAUGGCGGGAGUUGCAGGAGGAAACGAUUUCCAGUGGUGUUUCUCUCAAGUUAAAGGAGCCAUAGAUGAAGAUGUUGCGGAAGCUGACAUCAUUUCAACGGUUGAAUUCAACUAUUCUGGAGAACUGCUUGCCACUGGAGACAAAGGCGGCAGAGUAGUGAUAUUUCAACAUGAACAGGAGUCGAAGAAUCGUCCACACUUGCGUGGGGAGUACAACGUCUAUAGCACUUUUCAGAGUCACGAGCCAGAGUUUGACUAUUUGAAAAGUUUAGAAAUCGAGGAAAAAAUAAAUAAAAUAAGAUGGCUACCCCAACACAACGCUGCACACUUUCUACUUUCAACAAAUGAUAAAACUAUCAAAUUGUGGAAAAUCAGUGAAAGAGAUAAACGGGCAGAAGGAUACAACCUGAAAGAUGAAGAUGGUCGACUCAGAGAUCCUUUUAGAAUCACCUCUUUACGGGUACCAGUACUGAUGCCAAUGGAUCUCAUGGUAGAAGCGAGCCCAAGGAGGAUCUUUGCAAAUGCACACACGUAUCACAUAAAUUCCAUUUCUGUAAAUAGCGAUCAUGAAACGUACCUCUCUGCAGACGACCUAAGAAUAAAUCUAUGGCACUUGGAAAUCACAGACAGAAGUUUCAAUAUUGUAGACAUAAAGCCCGCCAACAUGGAGGAGCUGACAGAAGUAAUCACAGCAGCUGAGUGCCAUCCACAUCAAUGCAAUGUAUUUGUGUACAGCAGUAGCAAAGGCACCAUCCGCCUGUGUGACAUGCGAGCAGCGGCGCUCUGCGACCGGCACUCAAAGUUCUUUGAGGAGCCCGAGGAUCCCAGCAGCCGAUCCUUCUUCUCGGAGAUCAUCUCCUCCAUCUCGGACGUGAAGUUUAGUCACAGCGGGCGCUACAUGAUGACACGUGACUACCUCUCGGUUAAAGUUUGGGACCUCAACAUGGAGAACAGGCCAGUGGAGACGUAUCAGGUCCACGAGUACCUUCGAAGCAAGCUCUGCUCCCUCUAUGAGAACGACUGCAUAUUUGACAAGUUCGAGUGCUGCUGGAAUGGCAGUGACAGUGCCAUCAUGACCGGCUCCUACAACAACUUCUUCCGAAUGUUCGACCGCAACACCAGGCGGGACAUCACACUGGAGGCCUCCCGGGAGAGCAGCAAACCCCGGGCCACGCUCAAGCCCCGCAAGGUGUCCACCGGCGGCAAGAGGAAGAAGGACGAAAUCAGCGUGGACAGCCUGGACUUCAACAAGAAGAUCCUCCACACUGCCUGGCACCCCAAAGAUAACGUGAUAGCCGUGGCAGCCACCAACAACUUGUACAUUUUCCAGGACAAAAUCAACUAGAAGAUCUGGGGGCUCAGAGGAUAGGGCUUUUACCGUACCUGUGUAGUUAAGCCUACUACUUGUCUAUCUGUAUAAGAAGAAAACAGCCUUGUUGUCCUCCUGGUGAAGAAUUCGAAAGCACGUGUCUACUUUUUUUGCCACAGGAGGUCGAUCCACGGGCCUGUUUUAAUUUUAGGUUGUUUUUGCCUUUUGGCAUCAAGGGCAAUCAACGCGCCCCUACAUGACCCAGAAAGUACGAUCUGGGUCCAAUUGACGGACUUGGCACUCCCUCGAGGUCGAACUCUGAACGUUGGUGUUUGUGUUGACAUUUUUAAGCCUUCAUUUCAGAACUCUUUAAAAGCCCCUCCCACCCACCCCCCUGAAAAAUUGACGUCUUGUCAAAUUUUUUAAAGCUAUCGAAGCCCGGAUUACUGGCCAAAAAGCACCCGCAACAUUCCCCCUCUGGCCAUGGAUUCAACUGGUGGAAGAGGCUGUGAAAUUGAGAAGUGGACUUCUUUUUUCUCUCCCUCCAUCCUCUGUUACUUUCCCCACCCACCCCUUUCCUAAAUCCUCCCCUCCCGGUGACAUAAUUUCACUGACUGUAUCUACUCAAGUACACCUUGUCAUCCACAUAAUAAAAGAAACUAAAACUACAGAUGUGUUUUUAAAUUUUAGAAGUAUUGCUUUGCAUGUUUUACGUUGUAGAGAGGUGGAGAAAAUGUCCAGUCACACCACUGUCUGUCAAGCGGAGCUCAAGCAAUCCUGUCCCAUUCCAGGACACACUGUUGGGACGUUUCACUUUCCUUUUUUUUUUUUUUUUUUUGUAAGAACGCAGGUUGGAAAAUGGAGCGCAGGACUAAGGGAAUCUGCAGCCUUAAUUCCUACUUCUAACAGCUACAAUUUAUGUCCCCAAACCUCAUGUGCAUUAUUUGUAAAUCCUAUUUUCUAGAGUCCUCGUAUACUGCUGCUACACGUGGCUGUCUAUUAAAGAAUUACACAUUAAGGAGGAAUAAUUGCACACCAUACAGUUUAUGUGAGAGAGUGCCUCCGGAAAAAAUCACCAAGGACAUUCAGACAUGUGCCCUUAUUCAUCCAUUAGGCAUAACACUUUUGGAUAUUAUUUCCGUAGUUGUGAAUGCAGAAAAGAAAACGACCAUUAAAUAGCAAACCGAAACACAUUGUCUUUGUCCAUUGGUUCCCAACAUGGUGGCAAUGUAUUCACUUGUUUGAUUAUUU
This is a messenger RNA of Synchiropus splendidus (mandarinfish), 2711 nucleotides long. It is a transcript of the gene ppp2r2d, whose product is annotated as protein phosphatase 2, regulatory subunit B, delta. The coding region runs from base 153 to 1496 and encodes 447 amino acids. The transcript has 10 exons. Lineage: Eukaryota; Metazoa; Chordata; Actinopteri; Syngnathiformes; Callionymidae. Gene Ontology annotation, molecular function: protein binding; protein phosphatase regulator activity. Gene Ontology annotation, biological process: peptidyl-serine dephosphorylation. Gene Ontology annotation, cellular component: protein phosphatase type 2A complex; cytosol. The record is from RefSeq and is a predicted model, not a curated record.